AUGUACUCGACAAUGGUUGAUAACCUCGGCUUGACGCUUACCCCUGAUUCCAUGGUCACCUUCCAAGACGCGCAAUGGCCUAUGAUAUUCCUGAGCUUCUUAGCCUUCGCUGGGAACACGUGUUACCCCUGUCUAUUACGCUUCGUCAUCUGGGUCAUGUACAAACUUACCCCGCAAGAGUCUGCGAUGAAGGCAUCGCUUCAGUUCCUGCUCAGGCACCCACGCCGAUGCUACACGCUGCUCUUCCCUAGUCGUCCUACCUGGAUUCUAUUCGGUAUACUCUUCGCCCUAAACUUCAUCGACGUCCUUCUCAUCAUCGUCCUGGAUCUUCACAACCCCGUUGUGAGCAGCCUCCCAGCAGGCCCUAGAGUAGCGGCCGCUAUCUUCCAGGCAGCCUCCUCGAGACAUACCGGAACAGCUUCUUUCAACCUUGCAGAUGUGCACCCAGCUGUGCAGUUCAGCUUGUUAGUGAUGAUGUACAUCUCGAUAUACCCAAUCGCCAUUGCAGUCCGGGCAUCAAACACAUACGAAGAGAAAGCCUUGGGUGUGUACUCCGCCGAUCCUGAUCCGGAUGAGGAAAACGGUGCUUCGUACGUCAUGAGACACGUCCAGAACCAACUCAGCUUCGACCUGUGGUACAUCUUCCUCGGAGUCUUCUGCAUCACCAUCGCGGAAGCGGGCAAAAUAACCGACGACAAGGAUCCCGCUUUUGCAAUGUUCCCCAUCUUCUUCGAGGUCGUGUCUGCUUAG
Messenger RNA from Didymosphaeria variabile, 750 nucleotides. RefSeq lists its product as uncharacterized. The record is from RefSeq and is a predicted model, not a curated record. The transcript is spliced from 2 exons. Gene Ontology annotation, cellular component: plasma membrane. Bases 1 to 750 code for a protein of 249 amino acids. Gene Ontology annotation, molecular function: high-affinity potassium ion transmembrane transporter activity. Gene Ontology annotation, biological process: intracellular potassium ion homeostasis; potassium ion import across plasma membrane. Lineage: Eukaryota; Fungi; Ascomycota; Dothideomycetes; Pleosporales; Didymosphaeriaceae.